Salvelinus namaycush (lake trout) is the source of this 1155-nucleotide messenger RNA. RefSeq names its product protein phosphatase 1K, mitochondrial-like. Gene Ontology annotation, molecular function: cation binding; protein serine/threonine phosphatase activity. Lineage: Eukaryota; Metazoa; Chordata; Actinopteri; Salmoniformes; Salmonidae. Gene Ontology annotation, biological process: protein dephosphorylation. The transcript is spliced from 8 exons. The record is from RefSeq and is a predicted model, not a curated record. Bases 1 to 1155 code for a protein of 384 amino acids.
AUGUCUUCGACUAUGUUCAUCAACCUGGUACGCUGCGGUCGGUCUCCGUUCGGACGCCAGGCUGCCUGUCUGCCUGCACGGUCGCUCCAAGAAGCCUCCCCCUUGUCCCCCCCAGCCUCCCCCUUGUCCCCCCCUGCCUCCCCCAGUACGGUCCAGGUCCGGUGGAAGUGUACUGCUCGGUUUGUCCCUGAUGCUAUCGGUCGACCGACCACCUGGGACUCGUUUGGGAUCUGGGACAACAGGAUAGAGGAGCCCAUUCUGCUGUCUCCUAGUAUACGUUAUGGGAAACCCAUCCCACAGGUGAGUUUGUCCCGUGUGGGCACGGCGUCUCUGCUGGGUCAUCGGAGGGAGAAUGAAGACAGGCUACAGGUGGUUCGACUCAGUGACAGCAUCCUGUACUUGGCUGUGUUCGAUGGACACGGAGGACCACACGCCGCAGAAUACUGUCACACCUACAUGGAGAAAUACAUUAGAGAGGCCCUACAGCAGGAGGAUGACCUGGAGAAGGCUCUGACCCGAGCCUUUCUGGAGGUGGACAAAGCCCUAUACACACACCUCAGUUACUUUGGCAACGCUUCCUUCCUGACUGCGGGGACCACGGCGACAGUUGCCGUGUUACGAGACGGUGUGGAGUUGGUGGUUGCUAGCGUGGGGGACAGCCGAGCGUUGCUAUGCAGGAAGGGGCGGGCCAAGAAACUCACAAUUGACCACACCCCCGACCGGAAGGACGAGAGACAGAGGAUAAAGCUGAGUGGAGGGUUCGUAACGUGGAAUAGUCUUGGUCAGGCUAACGUUAACGGGAGGUUAGCGAUGACACGCAGCAUCGGAGACUUUCACCUCAAGAACACUGGAGUCAUUGCCCUGCCAGAGACACAACGAAUCAACCUGCAACACCACCAAGACACGUUCCUGGCUCUGACGACAGACGGGAUUAACUUCAUCAUGAACGACCAGGAGAUCUGUGAUGUCAUCAACCAGUGCCAUGACCCCACAGAGGCAGCAAACGUCAUUGCACAACAGGCUCUGCAGUAUGGUUCAGAGGACAACAGUACGGUCGUGGUGCUUCCGUUUGGAGCCUGGGGUAAACAGGAGAGCAGUCUUCUGUCUGGCUACUCCAUGAGCAGAAACCUGGCUUCUAGUGGCCGUUGGUCCUGA